CGCGGCAGUGGGCGAGGAAAAAAAAGGGUCGCGAGGCAUUCCGCGAGUCACUUCGCUUUGCGUGGCGGAUGCGAGGCAAAAUUGAAGCAGCAAAAUACAAUUACUCUCUCUUGGAAAAUCAUCCGUUGCUCUCUUCUCUGUGCUAGUCUCCUCCGGCCACUGGUUUCUUCUAUUCUCUGCGAUAGUCUUCUCCGGCCAUAAUCCUUCACCUACAACCCACAGGCUACCUGCGCCAAAAUUGCAUAUCUGAAGCAUUUGGAGCUUUCAGGAUCAUGAAGGACAGAGGAAUAAAACCCAGUCACGUCUUAUUUGAAGAGGAAAGGAGAGGUGGAUAAGCUUAACGAGAUAAAGCAGAUUCAAGGGAACCGGAAUUGUAAAGCCCAUCCCGUAGGGAACGUUGAAAAGAAUAAAGCGAAACAAGAUCAGAUUCCUUCGGAUCAUCAACAUGAUGUUUGCCAAAUCAGUCAAAUUUUGUCAUCUUCCAUGGAUUGGUGGUCUAUAAAAGAACAAUUAGAGAAAUGCUGUAUACGGUUCACACCAAAAGUUGUUAUUGAAGUUCUGCAUUACUCUAGACUCCAUGCUGGCAUGACAUUACAGUUUUUCUCAUGGGUAGGGAACCACACUAGUUAUAGACACACAACACAAUCCUACAACAUGGCCAUUAAGAUUGCAGGACAGGCCAAGGACUUUAAACAGAUGAGAAGCCUAUUUUAUGAAAUGAGGAGAAAAGGGUACUUAAUAACAAGUGACACUUGGACUAUCAUGAUAAUGCAAUAUGGACGAACAGGCCUCACCCACAUUGCUCUUCGAACUUUUCGGGAAAUGAAAGAAAGAGGGCACAGCCCUAAUGAAAGUACAUUUAAGCUUUUGAUCAAAUGCCUUUGUGGAAAGAAGGGUUGGAACGUUGACGAAGCAGUCAAGUUAUUCCAUGUGAUGAUCAAAAGGGGUUGCAGACCUGAUAAAGAGCUAGCUAAAGCCUACCUAAGCUGUCUGUGUGAAGUUGGAAAGUUAUCUGAUGCCAGAAGCUGUAUUGAAUCUCUACAGAAAACCGGUUUAAUCGUUCCUGUGAGGGAUCUCAACGGGCAUGCACGUCUCAAGGCGGACUUGAUAGAAGAAGUGUGGAAUAAAAACACCGGCAAAAGUCCACAACAAUUCUCGUAAACAAGUUUUUUAGUUCUCGAAUUAUUAUUAUGAUGUGUUUCUCGGAUUUUUUAAAAUGGUUGUAAUAGACUUUUAUGUUGAUCAUUUUUAUGAUUAUGUUCUUUAUAUUUUCUAUCCCAACUUUUAUUUAUAUAACUUCAUAUCGAAUUUUUAAAAUGUGUCGUCAUAAUUUAUAUUCUAUUUUUAAUUUUCCAUAUUCAAAUUAAAUACUUUACCUAUAC
This is a messenger RNA of Cuscuta campestris, 1382 nucleotides long. The record is from the annotation of a GenBank genome assembly. NCBI's taxonomy places the organism in Eukaryota, Viridiplantae, Streptophyta, Magnoliopsida, Solanales, Convolvulaceae.